Messenger RNA from Aspergillus aculeatinus CBS 121060, 615 nucleotides. RefSeq lists its product as uncharacterized. The coding region runs from base 33 to 314 and encodes 93 amino acids. Lineage: Eukaryota; Fungi; Ascomycota; Eurotiomycetes; Eurotiales; Aspergillaceae. The record is from RefSeq and is a predicted model, not a curated record. The transcript has a single exon.
GCUUUUGCUGUACAGUGCUGGAUGAGCAGUCAAUGGAAGAGAAGAAUCCUCCUCGAGUGGCUCAUGUCAAUGUCGAUCGAGUGCCGUGCCCGACCCGACCGACAGCGCCGAUCCAUCCAUCUCCUACCGCGACAGGAGCGCUUGACAGGAGUAUUUCUCUGCUCGAUGUGAAUGGGUCGUUUUCCAACGGCCCUAAUGUUGCUCGAUGGUGCCUUAUCGCCCUUACUCGGUUCUAUGUUGCCAAGGUCACGAUUGAUGGGGCAGAAAUGCCUUUCUUUUCGUGCGGAUAUUCUUCCCAACGGGCGUUCGGUUGAUCGUCACGGCUAGCUUUGAAAUCGUCCCGGCCGUGAUUGCAAUGGGUGUCAGUCAGACCCGACAAGAAAAGAUCUUGAUCGUUUGCCGGUGAUUCUGAGACUGGCAGCCUGGUCGACUCAUUCUCAUGAGGGGUUUAUCUACUCUCAACUUCGGCAAUACGCUGUUGAAUCUGCUAACCGCAAAUGGCGAAUCCUGUUCGUAUUGAUAAUAACUAAUGCUGAGUAACUAGAUGGUGAGUGUAACUCUGGGCGGAGCAAUGCAGAGUCAAUCUCAUCAAUCUCUUUUUUUUUUUUUUUUUUU